Messenger RNA from Zonotrichia leucophrys gambelii, 2207 nucleotides. RefSeq names its product general transcription factor IIE subunit 1-like. Lineage: Eukaryota; Metazoa; Chordata; Aves; Passeriformes; Passerellidae. Bases 157 to 1428 code for a protein of 423 amino acids. The transcript is spliced from 5 exons. Gene Ontology annotation, biological process: transcription initiation at RNA polymerase II promoter; transcription open complex formation at RNA polymerase II promoter. The record is from RefSeq and is a predicted model, not a curated record. Gene Ontology annotation, cellular component: transcription factor TFIIE complex.
AUCACAGAUAGGUCUAGGAAAAGGCUGGGAAAUACUUAAGCUUGUUUUGCAGUUGCUUUGAGCUCUUAGGAAAGGAGCAAUUUCUCUCCAACAUCAGCCUGAGGUUUUCUGCCCAUACAAGAGAGCACUUCUCCACUGGCAGCGGCUCAGCUCCUGAUGGAGGAGCACAGCGUUCCCGGCGAGGUGCCGGCAGCCCUGAAGCGCCUGGCCAAGUGCACAGUGCGGGGUUUCUAUGGUGUGGAGUGCUCCCUGGCCCUGGACGUGCUGACCCGCUACCCCUGUGUGAGGGAGGAGGACCUGUUACAGCUGCUCAAGUACGAGCACAGGCAGCUGCGCACGGCCCUCAACGCGCUCAGGGCGGACAAGCUGGUGAAGCUGCGGGUGCGAGCUGAAACGGGGCCCAACGGCAAGAGCACCAGGCACAACUACUACUACAUCAACUACAAGGUGCUGGUGGAUGUGGUAAAAUACAAACUGGAUCAUGUACGCCGCAAAAUAGAAGCAGAAGAGCGGGAUUCAACGACCAGAUCCUCUUUUAAAUGUCCAUCUUGCUCUAGCACGUACACAGACCUUGAAGUCAAUCAGCUCUUUGACGCAUUUACAGAGACUUUUCGCUGCACUUACUGCAACACCGAGGUAGAGGAAGAUGGCUCGGCGUUUCCGAAGCACGACGCUCGAACGUUGCUGGCCAAGUUCAACGAGCAGAUCGAGCCUCUCUUUGUGCUGCUGCGUGAGACCGAAGGGAUUGUGCUGCCCUAUGACUUGCUGGAGCCUCAGCCAACAGAAAUACCAGAAUUAUCAGAAAGCUUUGAUCCAAAGCUGGGCUCAAGUGUGCUGGAAUCCUGCAGCCGCCCUGAAAAAUGGGCACACAGAAGUUCUGCUUUUGGCCUUGCAUACACCCAAAAUUUAACUAUUGAUGUCCAAGACUCAAAGCAAGAGAAGAAAAGAAGAGAAAAAGCAACUCAAAAGCAACCUAUCUGGUUGUCACAGAGCACUGUGGAAGGAGCAGCAACAGCCACCAUCAAUAGUGUUGGAGUAAAUGCUUCUGAAGAAACUGAAGAAAAUGUUGAAGAAACUGUCCCUGAUAAUGAAAUCAUCAAGACUCUUCUGAUCCAUGAAUCCAAGUCAUCAUCUAGCACAGACCAGGCUCCUAUGGUCAAAAGCAAACUGCAUGGAUCACACAGUGAUAGCAGUGAGUUUGAAGAGGAUGCCAAGCACUCAAGAGGAGCAGGAAUGAAACUAGCAGGCAGCAACUUUGAACAAGAGGAGGAACAGGAAACUCUGGAUCCUAUUUUAAUGGUAGCUGGCCAGCCCUACUCAUAUGGCCAAGUUAGUGAAAACCCAGAGCUUGUGUCUCUAAUGACAAAUGAAGAGAGAGACACUUACAUAAAAAUAGGACAGGAAAUGUUCCAGUCUGUCUUUGAGUAACUACUUCUGUAAGAAUAUCGAACCUUGUACAGAAUGGAUGAAGGCUUCUGAUUUAUGUUCUUCAAAGUUUACCACUGAAGGGUUUUGUUUGAACUUGCUCUUAAGCAAGAUGGUAAUCCUGUAGUAGGUAACUACAGUUCAAAUAUUAUCACUGCAGCCACAGCAAGUGUUGUUUGUUGUUGUAAUGCUUAGACUUUGUGGAUGAUGUAAUUAGUUUUGGAGCAUGAAUCAUUUCAGGAUACAUUUGGAUCUGAUUAAAAUAACGUUUGAAAAGUAGUGAUGCAAUCUAUAAUAAGAAAUAAAUUAUUCCACCUCUCUCCCAGAAGUAACAGUUACUUCCGGUAGUGAAAAUGAGUCCAAAUCCAGUAUGAGUUGGUUUCAUUCCAUAUGUGUGUUCCACUGGUUAGGUCACUCACAGUACAACAGUGAAGGGCAGGUGUCACACAGCAACCUCCUUGUAAGGGAAGAGCUGUUACUAAAUUGCAUUAGCCAUAGAUGAGAAGCAACUCUGGCAUUUGAACUUUCAUCCUAAGAAUGAUUUUUCCAAUUUUUUUUACUCAGGGCACUACAGAACUGUCUUGAAUGGUGAACUGUGCAAGGGGCACGGGACAGCAAAAUAUAGCAUUUCACUUUGGUCCAGAUCAGUAAGGGAGCAAGGAAUGUAUCAAGCACAAGACUCUGCUUCUCCCAUCUCACUCCCAUACUCCCCAGUGUUCUUUUUAAGCAAGAAACAAAUUCUGCUUGAAAUGAACUACAAAAGUAGGGCUGGCAUUAGGCAU